Molecule: messenger RNA, 3083 nt
Organism: Chara braunii
Lineage: Eukaryota; Viridiplantae; Streptophyta; Charophyceae; Charales; Characeae
Source: the annotation of a GenBank genome assembly
CCACGUCAGAAGUGCCAUGUCAGCAGUGCCACGUCAAACACAGUGCCACGUCAGACAGUGCCACGUCAGCAGUGCCACAUCAGCAACAUGACGGGCCUGCCAGGCCAACUGGCCAAUGAGCCCAUUGCCGACUACAAAAAGCGCUUCCAGGCUCAGCUCGCUUUAAUCGAGGUUGAGGAACAACGCCAGCUGGCAGCCAAGGCUGCCCAGCUACAGGCUGAAGAAGCGGCAACAGCAGAGAAGCUACGGCUACAGGCCGAAGCAGACGCAAAUGCCCAGGCUCGCCGCAAGGAAGCCCAGGAUCUGCUGCAGCGGCAUGAAGCCAACAGCAUCGAGAGACUCAAGUUCUGGCACUUUGAACCGAACGGCGACGAGGCAACACCGGAAGAGCAGCAUAAGGAGUUCAUGGCCAAGCUCGUGACCAGGUUGGCUUACACUUGUAACCACCUACAGUCCGAGCUGGCGAACCUCCAACGGGCCGAGCGGAACCAUAAGACUCAGCACAAGGAUGCCACACGGGCACUAGACGCCCGUGUACAGGACUUGGAACAAGUUCCACCAAGACCAGAUGUUGGGGCUUCCAGCAGUGCACCCUCUAGCCGCCAACUGGAGGAACGCGUUGACCACGAAGUGGCAAUGCUCGGCGACAUCAGCACCUUCGCUGCGCCGACCACCAUCAGCACUCAGUUGCAUACCUUGAAGACCGAGGUCCAGCAGCUGCAGUCGACGAACACGGAUGGCAAUCCUAAGUUGUACAAGAUGCCAACUUUCCAACUGGACAAGUUCGACGACUACACGCAGCAGGAUCUGGUCCUCUGGUGGGACGCAUUCACGACGCAACUUCGGAUUCUACCCGUCGCUAAGCAUGCGUGCAUCGGCGCCCUGUUCAUGAACUCAAAGGGCGGAUGCCAGACCUGGUUGACCCACCUGGCAACCUCUCACGGCGUCGACGUACCAGACUUGAAGGACAAGAUCACAUGGGAGGAACUGACACGACUGUGGAAGAAACGGUUCAUCGUCGACGACGCGCCGACACUCGCUAUCGAACGUCUUUUCACCAUGUCACAGGGCAACACCGCAACACGAGACUGGCUCACGGAGUGGCAGAAGAUUGUGGCAGUGCCCAAUCUGGACUUGCCAUUCACGCAUCUGCGCAGUGAGUUCUACAACAGGUCCAGUGCUGCAUUGAGCCAGGCUCUUGGUGAUCGCGAGCAAUACACCACCUUCACCGAAAUCAUUGACAAGGCGAGGGAGAUCAUCAAGACCAACAGGUCAGCUGCACACGAAAAGUCAACAUGGCAGUCGACCUAUGUGGAGAAGGUACGAACUGGUCCGCGACCGCAGCACUUCGCUGCAGUCCAGUCGGACAGUGGAGAAGACCCAGCAGCCACUCCAGCAUCAUGUGAGGGAGAUCAGGUGGCUGCUGUCCAGCCGCGAAGCAACAACAAGUCCCAGAACAAUGGGAAGGCGAAACCAGCAUCGCAGGCCGGAAAUGGACAGCCAGCACCACCAUGGGUCAAGUUCGGCUUGACCGAGCCCGAGUACAAGUACCGCGGCCGAUCAGGCCAAGGAGGAUGUGCGGCCUCGGCUCAACUCGGGAAACUGAGUUUCGCGGGAGGUGAGGCGACUCCACCCCGCACUCCACCAGAUUCGGCCGCCUUGCUAGCGGCCUCGUACACAUCCGGGGAGGAUGCGAAUGUCGCAAGUCCUUGGUACACUUACGAGGAUUAUGUUGUCCACUUGGUUCCACCGCUGGACCAACCGCUCCACGUGCAACAAUCUACCGCAUGCACGGUUUCAUCACCAUCGGCAACCGAUUCGGCAGCUUCGCCGUCAUCUACCGCCGGGGAUUCAACGUCAUGGUCAAGCCUUGAAGAACUCGACCCGUUGACUUUUGAGGACUUCCAAUGGAUGCCCCUGCCCCGGUUCGGUCGAUUGCCGAAACCGCAUUGCAACGUGCUCAAAGUACAAUUGCGGGAUUACUUGCACACUGCAGUACCGACUCCGUUGAUGGACGCCGGAGUAGAGGUUGUCGACCUUUACGCCUACAUUGCGAAGAUCGACCGCGAGUUCAAGAUGCAACGGUACGGCGACAUCGACGCACCAUUGCUAUAUGUACGCAUUCAGAUCGGAGAGGCGACCUGCAGCGCUUUGAUCAAUUGCGGAGCAUCUCGCAACUACAUGAGUCAGGACUUCAUGGUACGCGCCGGCUUUGGCCCACGAGUCCGAAGGAAGUCCCAGCCCACGCAAGUCACGUUGGCGGACGGUCACACGCACAAGUCAAUCGACCGGUGCAUUGACGACGUCCCAAUGUACUUUGCCCCUCACGCAAGUGAGGCGGUGUCCUUUGACAUCCUGGACACCAAAUUUGACAUGAUCUUGGGCAUGUCAUGGCUGCGAAGCGAGGACCACCCGGUGAGCUUCUACCGCCGCACCGUUCACAUUCGUGAUCGGAACGGAGUACUAGUCCCAUGCAUGGUAGCUCCUCCUCACCCUUCAGUCAGUUGUCACGUGGUAUCCGCCGCAAGCAUGCGAGCUUCCAUCAUCAGAGACGACAUCGAGGAGAUGGGGGUGUAUUUUCUCCACGCCCUCCCGCCCCAAGACGCGUCAUCGACGGACUCAUAUUCGGAUCCACGCAUCACCGAACUUCUCGACGCCUACAGCGACGUGUUCAAAGGCCCGCACGGAGUAGUACCGAAUCGACCCAUCUGCCACAAGAUCAUCCUCGAGGACGGGGCCAUACCUCCACUCGGUUGCAUCUACCGAAUGAGCGAGGAAGAGUUAAGUGUGCUUCGGGCACAACUCGACGACCUUCUGGAGAAAGGCUAGAUUCGGCCUAGCUCAUCGCCAUACGGUGCUCCUGUUCUCUUCGUCCGGAAGAAGAACAAGGAUUUGCGGUUGUGCAUCGAUUAUCGCAAGCUCAACGCGCAGACGAUCAGAAACGCCGGCCCUCUCCCACGCAUCGACGAUCUUCUUGAGCGACUGGGCGGCGCCGAGUUCUUCUCCAAGCUCGAUCUCAAGUCGGGAUAUCACCAACUCGAGAUUCGCAAGGAGGAUCGCUACAAGACCGCGUUUAAGACGCG